This is a messenger RNA of Oncorhynchus kisutch (coho salmon), 3919 nucleotides long. RefSeq names its product heat shock protein 12B (gene hspa12b). The transcript is spliced from 16 exons. The coding region runs from base 636 to 2531 and encodes 631 amino acids. Lineage: Eukaryota; Metazoa; Chordata; Actinopteri; Salmoniformes; Salmonidae. The record is from RefSeq and is a predicted model, not a curated record.
CAUGUUGUACAAACUUUUCCCUGUUUUCCGUGUGUGUGUGUGUGUAUAUCCGUGUGUGUGUGUGUGUGUAUAACUUCUUUCUUCUCUGACAUUCCAGGCCAGUUGAAAGACUGACUGCCGGGCUGCGGACACAGCAGAGGAACGCUCCAGGCAAAGAUUUGGGAAUAUUUGGGAUCGUUCCAUAAUUUUUUCAGGAAAGUCCCCCCCCCCCUUCUGCUCCAUUGGACUUUUCCAGAGUCUUUGUUGAACUAUUUUACCCUCCUAUUUCUAUUGUCGGUUCUUUUUUGGAAUUCUGCUCUUGGAAUUCUGCCGACGUUCGGUUCCAUCUGGGAGGUUGAACAUUCCCAGUGAUUCGUGAUCCCUGCAGCAGAAGCAUCCUCUCCUCUCUCUGUCUCUCCUUAGUUCUGCUCCAGUGAAGAACAAGGGCAGGAACAUUGUUUCAGGAAAAGACAGGCUGUCCUGGCCGUGGCAACCCUCAUCAUGGCCGACAUCCUGCAGCCCGACAUGAACAGCCUACAGGUCCCAGGUGAAAACACCGUAUAUCAGCUCCCUCCUCUCCCUCAGUCGGACGAAAUGACUGCAGCAUCGCACCCCUCACACCCUCAGCCUCUCCGAGACCGGAGGCCAGAUCCAGGAUGGAUCAUCCGUUCACUGUGGUGGUAGCUAUAGACUUUGGAACCACCUCCAGCGGCUACGCAUUCAGCUUCACACAAGACCCAGAGGCUAUUCACAUGAUGAGGCGCUGGGAGGGCGGGGACCCGGGCGUAGCCAACCAGAAGAGCCCCACGUCCCUGUUAUUGACCCCUGAGUUGAAGUUCCAUAGUUUUGGGUUUGCUGCCAGAGACAACUAUCAUGAUCUGGAUCCUGAAGAGGCUCAACACUGGCUCUACUUCGACAAGUUCAAAAUGAAGAUACAUAGUACCACUGAUCUGACAAUGGAGACGGAGCUGGAAGCGGUGAGUGGGAGGAAGGUGAGGGCCAUCGAUGUAUUCUCUCACGCUCUCCGGUUCUUCAGAGUACACGCCCUGAAGGAGGUGAAGGACCAGUCUUCGUCGCUACUGGAGGGAGAUGAGGUGAGAUGGGUGAUCACUGUUCCUGCUGUGUGGAGACAACCAGCCAAACAGUUCAUGAGAGAGGCUGCCUAUCUGGCUGGUCUGGUAUCUCCUGACACUCCAGAACAGCUCCUGAUAGCUCUCGAACCUGAAGCAGCUUCCAUCUACUGUCGCAAGCUCCGCCUACACCAGGUGAUUGACCUGAGCCUCCGGCCAAUGACCAAUGGUCUCAGCUUGGAGAGCGACGGGUCCCGCCCUUUUGACUCCAGCUUCAGACAAGCACGUGAGCAGCUGAGGAAAGCGAGACACAGCAGAACUUUCCUGGUGGAGAGAGGGACUGGAGAACUCUGGUCAGAGAUGCAGACUGGUGACCGGUACAUAGUGGCAGACUGUGGAGGAGGAACAGUAGACCUGACAGUUCACCAAAUAGAGCAGCCACAGGGGACACUUAAGGAACUCUACAAGGUCUCAGGAGGUCCAUACGGGGCGGUCGGCGUCGACCUAGCCUUUGAAGCCAUGCUUUGUAAGAUCUUCGGAGAGGACUUUAUCGAGAGCUUCAAGGCGAAGCGUCCCGCUGCAUGGGUCGACCUGACCAUCGCGUUCGAGGCUCGUAAACGCACGGCCACGCCGGGGCGAUCCAACGCCCUGAAUAUCUCUCUGCCCUUCUCCUUUAUCGACUUCUACAAAAGAUACAGAGGACAGAGUGUGGAGACUGCCCUGCGCAAGAGCAACAUGAACAUAGUGAAGUGGUCGUCUCAGGGAAUGCUACGUCUCACUCCUGAAGCCAUGAACGAACUGUUCCAACCCACCAUUAACAACAUCAUCAAACACAUUGAGGAGUUGAUGCAGAGACAGGAAGUGCAGGGUGUUCGCUUCCUGUUCCUGGUUGGGGGUUUCGCUGAGUCGCCCAUGCUGCAGCGGGCGGCCCAGAAUGCUUUGGGUCAAACGUGUCGCAUCAUCAUCCCUCAGGAUGUGGGUCUGACCAUACUGAAAGGGGCUGUGUUGUUCGGACUGGACCCCACCGUGGUGCGUGUGCGUCGUUGCCCUCUGACCUACGGCGUUGGGGUUCUAAACCGCUUCGUGGAGGGUCGACACCCCCGGGACAAACUACUGGUCAAGGAAGGCCGUGAUUGGUGCACCGACAUCCUCGACAGAUUCGUCUCCGUUGACCAAUCAGUGGCUUUAGGCGAGGUCGUGAGGCGGAGCUACACACCGGCUAGAUCCGGCCAGAGGAAGAUCAUCAUCAAUAUCUACUGCAGCGUCAGCGACGACGUUGUUUACAUCAGCGACCCUGGAGUGAGGAAGUGUGGCGCGAUCACUCUGGAUCUACCGGAGGCGUUGCCGGGGGCGGUUGCCGGGGCGGAAAGGAGAGAGAUCCGAGCCACAAUGCAGUUCGGAGACACAGAGAUCAAAGUGACGGCGGUGGACAUGGUGACCAAUCAGACGGUCCGAGCCGCCAUCGACUUCCUUUCAAAUUGAGGAGACUGACCACAAUGUCAAAGGGUAAAGAAGGAGAAAGUAGGAAAUGGACCCACGAGGAAUAACGUCAAAGAUCCAGGAUCAAUUAAAUGUUUUAACAUUGAGUUAUGGCACGAUGUGACAUUUUAAGUGACGACAUGACCUUCGAACUGCUCAACAUCACAAUUCCUUUCUCACAUCGAAAACAAAACAUUUCAAUCUGAUCUAGGAUCAGGUCCCUCUGGGAGUGACUGCUGACUAAGUAUAUUGGGCUUGUUGGAUACCACUGCCUAAUCCUGACCAAUCACAUUGAAUCAUAAAUAACUACUCAUGAUUACUUGUAGAUAAGUCAGUCAGCAUUUACCCACUAUGCAUCACGGAUCAAAUCCUUGCUCUCGAACAUUGCUAUAGACUCUUGCCUGUAUCUAGUUCCAGUGCCUCCCAUCUUCAAGUCAACUGAUAAUAUAAUAAUAAUACUAACGUCUUUGUUGUAGUGCCACCUUGUGGCCACUGGAUUGAAUGACCAGCUGAACACGCCUUUCACUUUCUAUGUAUGGAGAAAUUAACUGAACUGUGGACUGGUUGUGACGAGGACUGACAGAAAUACACUAGUACACUAGUCAUUUAGACCUUUUAUAUAGUUGCUUGAAGGAAAUGUAGGCUUCCUGGAAAAACACCAAAUAAGGUAUGAUCACAACAGUAUUUAAGUUGUGUACAGUACAUGCAGAAAUCCUGAUGGAUCCUGUAUUUUAUACCCUUAUAUGAAAUAUUAUCAUUUUAUGUAUAAAGAACUAUCUUAAGAAAUAACCUGUUUAUAGCUUGUUCAUCGAAGAUAACCAUAUUAACUGUCGGUUAAAGCUAGAAUCCUAUUUUGCUAGAACUAUUUUGCUAGAAUCCUUAUUUUGCUAGAACUAUUUUGCUAGAAUCCUAUUUAGCUAGAAUCCUUAUUUUGCUAGAACUAUUUUGCUAGAAUCCUAUUUUGCUAGAAUUCUUAUUUUGCUAGAAUCCUAUUUUGCUAGAAUUCUUAUUUUGCUAGAAUUCUUAUUUUGCUAGAAUUCUUAUUUUGCUAGAACUAUUUUGCAAGAAUCCUUAUUUUGCUAGAAUCCUUAUUUUGCUAGAAUCCUAUUUAGCUAGAAUCCUUAUUUUGCUAGAAUUCUUAUUUUGCUAGAACUAUUUUGCAAGAAUCCUUAUUUUGCUAGAAUUCUUAUUUUGCUAGAAUUCUUAUUUUGCUAGAACUAUUUUGCAAGAAUCCUUAUUUUGCAAGAAUCCUUAUUUUGCUAGAAUUCUUAUUUUGCUAGAAUUCUUAUUUUGCUAGAACUAUUUUGCAAGAAUCCUUAUUUUGCUAGAAUCCUUAUUUUGCUAGAAUCCUAUUUAGCUAGAAUCCUUAUUUUGCUAGAAUCCUAUUUAGC